This is a messenger RNA of Pundamilia nyererei, 1593 nucleotides long. It is a transcript of the gene bcat1, whose product is annotated as branched chain amino-acid transaminase 1, cytosolic. Lineage: Eukaryota; Metazoa; Chordata; Actinopteri; Cichliformes; Cichlidae. The coding region runs from base 78 to 1175 and encodes 365 amino acids. The record is from RefSeq and is a predicted model, not a curated record. The transcript is spliced from 11 exons. Gene Ontology annotation, biological process: L-valine biosynthetic process; L-leucine biosynthetic process. Gene Ontology annotation, molecular function: branched-chain-amino-acid:2-oxoglutarate transaminase activity. Gene Ontology annotation, cellular component: mitochondrion.
UUCACUGCCAUCACAGCGACCUCAGGUCUGACGUCUCCUCUCUCAAGGGACUCAUCUGCGACCGAGCCACCACCCGAAUGGCUGACGACAGUACUCAGAGCUUCAAGGCAGUUGACCUGGCUGUUCAGCUGUCCCCAGCUCUAAAAACCAAGCCACAUGUGGUUGACUUCGGGACUGUCUUCACUGACCACAUGCUGACUGUCGAGUGGAGCGUGACUGAGGGCUGGCAAGCCCCGUUCAUCAGGCCGUUCACAAAUCUUUCCCUCCACCCAGCCUGUUCCUCACUACAUUAUGGCAUUCAGCUGUUUGAAGGCUUCAAGGUAUACCGCGGAGAUGACAGCCGACUGCGUCUCUUCCGACCGAUGCUCAACAUGAGCCGCAUGGCUGACUCUGCCAAGAGAGCUUGUCUGCCUGCCUUUGAUCAGACAGAGUUGCUGGAGUGUAUCAGGAGAUUGGUAGAGAUUGACCAGGACUGGGUUCCUCAAUCAGACUCAGCAAGUCUGUACAUAAGGCCAACAUUUAUUAGCACUGAGCCUUCUCUGGGCGUAAAGCGGCCUGGCCGUGCCUUGCUGUAUGUGAUCUUGUGUCAAGCUGGCUCUUAUUUCAACUCUGAGGCAGAUGCCAUCUCCCUGUGGGCUGACCCAAAAUACACACGGGCCUGGAGAGGAGGAACUGGAGACUGCAAGAUGGGAGGGAACUAUGGAUGCUCCCUGUUUGCCCAGUACGAAGCAGAUGAUUACGGGUGUCAGCAGGUGCUCUGGCUGUAUGGACAGGACCACCAGAUAACUGAGGCAGGAACUAUGAAUAUUUUCCUGCACUGGAUCAAUCAGGAUGGAGAGGAGGAGCUUGCAACUCCACCUCUGGAUGGCAUCAUUCUCCCAGGCAUUACUCGACGGAGCAUCCUCGAACUAACCAGGAAAUGGGGUGAGUUUAAAGUGACAGAGCGCUACCUCACCAUGAGCCAGCUAUGCUGUGCUCUCAAACAGCAGCGGGUCAAAGAGAUGUUUGGCAGCGGGACUGCCUGCAUGAUCUGCCCUAUUGGACACAUUGUCUACCUGGGAGAGAACUUGCAUAUCCCCUGUCGAGAUAAGCAGUCAGUGGCAUCACGGCUCACAAAAGAACUCACGGAUAUACAGUACGGACGCACACCUAGUGACUGGACUUUCAUGGUGUAGCAGUGUCGAAGGAGCCUGGACACAGUGAAGCAAUGUAAAGUAUGUGCAAUAUUUGGAAUUUAACUGCAAUAUAAGUGACUCCUUUACUUAGGUUUACACUUAAAUUUAACACAAACACAGAACUGUCCAAAGUAGUUAAUAAAGUAGGAUAACGUCUCAUGCAAUGCUGCACAAUAACUUACAUUAUCCCCGCCAUGAGGACUUGCUCUGUAACUUCUUCCCAGCAUCCCAGCGUUGAUAAGUUUCACAUGACUGCGUAAGAAUUUCAAAGUUGCUACAAAAUGUCUUGAACUCGUGAGGUCUAAAAUAAAAACAUGAACUUAAAAGUCAAUGUCUGUCAAGGAUGCUUAUGUUUUAAACAUAUUAAAGUUGUGUUGGAAGUAAAAUUUUCAUUUUCUGUAUGAUGAACCAGGAAGCU